Messenger RNA from Mercenaria mercenaria, 18052 nucleotides. RefSeq names its product zinc finger SWIM domain-containing protein 8-like. The record is from RefSeq and is a predicted model, not a curated record. The transcript is spliced from 21 exons. Gene Ontology annotation, cellular component: Cul2-RING ubiquitin ligase complex. NCBI's taxonomy places the organism in Eukaryota, Metazoa, Mollusca, Bivalvia, Venerida, Veneridae. Gene Ontology annotation, molecular function: zinc ion binding. Bases 265 to 5754 code for a protein of 1829 amino acids.
GUAGGUUUGUUAUUGUUGUGACGAUCAACAUGAAUUUUCAACAAAGAGACUAGUUUAACCUCAAAAUACCCUUUAUUUUGCAAAAUUCCACUCCUUAAAAACGCGAGCAUGAAAGAUUAGAAGUUUAUCAAGAUGUUUGCAAUAAUAAAAUCUGAAAAUGAACUUAAUAUUUGAAGAUUUGAGAAUAAAGUUUGGACGUCUGCUGCUUCGAUUUUUGACUGAUUUUUAGUCGAUUUUUGUUCUUGAAUAUUUUACGCGUUCUAAAUGAUGGAUUUCAUGUUUGAUUGGGACAAUGAUGUGGAUAGGUUCUCCUUUGAUGAUAGUGAGCGUUUUGAGGAAGAGUCCAUGUGCUCUUGGCUGAGUGAAACUGAAAGUUUGAAUAACAACUGGAGGGGAUGGAAACGUCAAAAUGGUGGACAGACAAGUCCAUCAUUUUCUAAAUCACAAGAAGGCCAUCCUGUUUUAUCUCUGGUAGAGCUAGCCUCUCAGACAGUGGCUUGUAACAUCCCAUAUGGUGUGGUAGAGAAAUACCCCCAGCCUAUCCCAGAACCACUUCAGCUUAGAAUCACAUACUGGAGCUUCCCAGACUGCGAGGAAGAUAUCAGGCUUUAUUCCUGUCUUGCCAAUGGCAGUGCAGAAGAGUUUCAGAAAGGAGACCACUUGUACAAAGGGAAAGCUGUCAAAAAAGCCCUGCAAAUUGGAUUUCACCUCAGUGCAACAGUUGAUCCGCCACAUAACUUGCCCCAACAGAAGGGCGGUUAUAAGGUGGCAAUAUUGUUUGAUAGACGGAGGAUAACACAGUGCACAUGCACUUGCAACAGCAAUGCAUUAUGGUGUUCUCAUGUUGUAGCUGUCUGUCUCUUUAGGAUACAUCAGUGUGCCUCAGUAACACAGCGGGUACCAGUGUCGGAAAGUCUAGCCCAAUUACAGAGGGAUCAGUUACAGAAAUUUGCCCAGUAUCUUAUUGUUGAAAUGCCAAAGGAGAUUCUUCCAAUUGCACAAGGAUUGCUGGACAAAUUGAUAUCUGCCAAGGAGUGUGAGAUGAACACAAUAAGUGGGGCUCCAGAUCCAACAGCUGGGGCGGAGGCCAAUGAGGAAACUUCAUGGUGCCUUGAUGAGAAACAGCUCCAUGAAAAUGUGAAGAAGACUUUGGUGAAAUUUUGUGUACCUUCUCCAGUGGUUUUCAGUGAUGUGAAUUUCUUGACACAGACAGCACCCCCAGCUGCAGCAGAAUGGCAGAGUUUGUUACGCCCACUGCGGGGUCGUGAACCAGAGGGCAUGUGGAAUCUGCUGUCUAUAGCUCGAGAAAUGUUCAGACGGAGUGACCAUAAUGCCUUGCCACUCCUGGAAAUAAUCACAGAUGAGGUUCUUCAGUGCGAGCAGAUUUUGAUAUGGUGGUUUAUGACAAAGAUUUCCAACAAUAACAACAACCAGAUCAGUUCACGAUCAAGCAGUAACAGUAGUGCCAGUAUAACACAGCAUGCCGCUUCUAGUCUCUGCGAUGAAAUUGUCAAUCUCUGGAAACUGGCCGCUCUUAAUCCUAAACUCAGUCCCUCGCAGAAAGAUGAUAUGUGUGCAAAAUUCAAAGAAUGGCAUAUAUCUACCAUUGAUAAAGUGAAACGAGCACGUAACAGUAAUUCUGGAAGUAGUGGUGGUACAUUGAAAAAAUCUGAGAUAGAGAAUUUUACUGGGUUUAAACCAGGAAUAGAAGCUUGUAUAUUACAAUGGAAUGAUUACCACAUACCUGGUGUUACAUAUUCGGAUUCUCAGAUGUUCUCAUUUUUACGCUAUAGGUUUAAUAGGAACUUGGAUCCUGAUGCUAAAAAGCCUUCAAGGGUCCAGCCAAUGGCUGUUUGCUCUGAAAAUCUAAUAAGCACAGAUGACAUGACAACAUUAGCUCAGGCAACGAAUAUGUUAAAUGAACAUCAUUCCCCGCAAGAAAUGAAGAACAAGCGACACAGACACCCCAGUAGACAAGGUCAAGGUCAUAAUAAUGAUGGAGCCAUGAGCUCGGGAUCUGAAGGGUUCUGUGAGCCUGAGAGGGGAAGCUCUCUCUUCAGAGACUCUGAUUCGGGUUCAGAAAUGAAAGAACACACAUCGCGUAGCAAUUCUCUAGAAGAUGCAGAAUCUUUCGGAUUAUUUAAUCUCGGUAGUAGGGAAUUGAAACAGAACACUAGUAAUAAGAUUGAUAAUCAAAACAAUGAUGUUGAUAGUUUUAUGGAAUUAGGUAUGCAGGGAAGAAAUGACGAGGUACGACCAUCAACAUCUGGCCUUUCAGUAGCCAGUGCUGGAGCCAGUGUGAAUGCUGAACAGUCUUCCGAAUCACAGGUGUCAGGUGAUGAAUAUUCAAUGUACUUCUAUGACAGAGCCAAAGCAACGGAAUUAGAAAAAAAAAGAAAAGAGAAAAGCACGGAAGAACCAAAUUUCUUUGCUGGAGUAAAAUGUUUAGAGAAUAGACAGGAUAUAUUGUUUGCAAGAGCUGAAGCAUUACAUGCCCAUGGUCAUACCAAAGAAGCAUGUAAACUGGCACAGCAGCUAGCAGAGGAACUGCUUGCCAAUCCUCCAGACCUACUUGCUGAGAGUGCAGCUGUACCAAAUGUAAAAGGAAAGAGAAAGAAGGCACUAACAAGUAUCACCAUGUUAGCUAGCACGACACUGUCAAAGGCUGCAUUUCUGUGUAGUGUGUUACUAGAGGAACAAGAAACUUGGCAUCUUGCUUUCCAGAUGGGAAUGUUUGUCUUAGAGAUGCCACGCCCACCUGCAUCCUGUAAAAGUAUGGAGGUGAAACUGGCCUAUCAGGAGACGGAGCUUCUUACAUUGUUGAAGAAAAUUCCACUUGGACCAUUAGAGAUGGCAAUAUUACGACAGAGAGCAGACCAAUUGAAGGAUGGAACAAUUAAGUCACGCGGAGAGGCAUUGUUGCCUCUGACACUAGCAAGCUUUAUAUUUGAUGCUCUUUGUCUUGGAGCAUGUCCCAUGACAUCAUCUUUACCAUGUAUGUCCCGUCAAGGAGCAGCAGCAGUAUGUAGACAGCCAGGAGAUGAGAAACUUGGCUUUGAUGGAUGUGUUGCAUCUCUUGGUAUGAAAGCAAAUGUGUCGGAGGCUGAGCAUCCAUUGUUGUGUGAGAGUACAAGGAAACAGAGAGGAGAAUUGGCCUUGGCCAUGCUAAUACAUUACAAGGAUGAUGUUAUUAAGCUGAGCAAAAUAAUGGACAAGUUGUUAGACAAAGAGGUUCAUCCCUCAUACAAGGCUCCCAGUCUGGUCACAUAUCUUACACCUAGACACACAGCAAACGCAACCCCACCUACCUCAGCUCCAGUCGUUGCUAGUGGGGAGUCGAGAGAUCAUUCCAACAGAGAUGCCGGCAGACCUUCUGUGUCUGGUGGAACAAGAGCUUCUGAGCUGGAUGAGUUCCCACCAACUGAUGACUUUACUGACCCACGACCUGGACCAUCUGGAGCAACUUCAAGUUCAGGGGCUACAAGUUCUGGAGCAAGGCCCAAAACUACAUACACUUUGACUUAUGGCCAGAGUAGAGACACAGAUAGUUCAGCUGUUGAAGAAGAAGGAGAUAACUACAAAGCUUUGGAGGCUAAACUCAGAUGUAUGGCUUUAAAGAAGAAACCAUCACAGGGUAUGGCUGCUAUUGACAGUAGUGCUCCUGAAACCACAUCCAGCGAUAAUUCUCCAACACUGGUGCGGAGGGCUUGGAGCAAACAUCAGGGUCCAGGCAGUGAUAGUGGAUCCAGUGGGGAUAGUGACUCUUUAGGCUCAAGUAGUUCUGGGGACAAGGGAGAUUUAAGGGCCAAAAUAAGGGAUGAAAGUCCUGUCGGUCAAAUGAAUCAAAGAAUUGCUGCAACAUCACAGUUUAUCUUGGAUUCUCGCAGCUCUACACCAAACCUGAAAGGAAUAAGGUUCAAAGGUAAAAGUAGGAUCAUGCCUACAGUGCCAAAUCAACCUAGUGAGGCUUCAGCACACUGGAUGUGGGAGGUGGCAAAGACUAUAUUGAACAAGGCUGGCGGAAGUAGCUCCACCUCCCAAUUUAUACAGCCAUCCAAUACAAACCAGCCCACAGGUCCACAUCGUAAUCUUCAGCUGUGUUCCUUCCAGAUUGGUCUGUAUGCUCUGGGGUUGCAGAAUUGUGUGGCUCCUAAUUGGCUGUCAAGGACGUACUCUUCUCAUGUUUCUUGGAUUGCAGGACAAGCAAUGGAAAUAGGCAGUGCAGCCAUCCACAUUUUGAUUGACACCUGGGAAGGUCAUCUAACUCCUCCAGAAGUUGCUUCAUUGGCUGACAGAGCAUCAAGGGGACGGGACCACAAUAUAGUCAAAGCUGCUGCGGAACUUGCAUUAUCAUGUUUACCACAGGCUCAUGCUCUGAAUCCAUCAGAAGUUCAGAGAGCUUUAUUCCAGUGUAAAGAACAGAGCAGGGAAAUGUUGGAAAAAGCUUGUUUAGCUGUGGAGAGUGCUGCUAAAGGUGGAGGGGUUUACCCAGAAGUGUUAUUUCACGUUGCCAAACGAUGGUAUGAAUUAUCAGAAGAGGCUGCUAAUCAGCCUGGUUCUGACAGUCAGCAGAGGAAUGGAAGGGAAAGCAGACCACAGUCAGCUCCAACAGUGCCAGUAGCAGCCUCUCGUUCUCCUGUACAAGCUGGAAGCUCAAGCCCAGCCAAUGCACAGGCUCCUCCGUUCAGUAACACUCCACCUAAUGCUAAUCAAAUGAAUCAAGUGACUGUAUCAUCAGCUCAGAUAUUCUCACACAAUGGACAGUUAGCUACACAAGCUGUAGUGUUACCUUUUGCCAUUCCACCGGUCCCACAACCUAGUCCCCACCAUCAUCCCAUACCACAUCAGCAAACAUUUGUACAGCCCACGUAUAAUAUUGUUCAACAGAUCCAGCCAUUUCCGCCAUAUUCACAAUCCAUUCCCAUGCAUGCCCAAAACAUUCAUCCAUAUGUAGCAACAUUUACAUACAACAGUCCCAUGCAGUUUAACAACAUCCCACAGACGGCAUACUCAUCUGCCACUCACUAUCGCCAACUUGCUCCGGGACAACAAGUUCAAGUCUUACCUAGUCAGAACUGUCAGGUUGCUUCUAUUCAGGGAAUUCUUGCGCAACAGGCUCCUUUGCAGUUGCCACAGCAACCAAAUGAGGAUGUUAAUCAUCUACACACUUCAGGGACUAAUCCUAUAUUGAAUCCUACUCAAGCGCACUAUCUACAUGCAGCAUUCAGAGUUGGAAUUCUGGCCGUGGAGACUCUAGCAAGAAGAGUACAUGAUGAUAGGCCACAGACAAAAUAUGCCAGAAACCCACCAAUGGGAGAUGAUGUCAAGUGGCUUCUCAAUAUCUCAAUGAAACUUGGUACAAGUUACCUUCAGCAGUUUACUGCCAGUGUUGUGAAUGCAGUGGUGAGUCCGUUCCUACUGUAUGACAUUGCUAUAGAAGCUGCUCAGGUGCUGGCCAGGAACAACCCAGUAGCCGUACAGAGUCAUCUCAGAUCUGGUAUACUCAACCCACUUGUACAAAAAUGUCUUCAAAUGUUUAUACAAUGUGCUCAUCAGAGAAUUCAUCACAUUAACACAUCAGAAUACGAUGACUUUGUUAGUAUCAUUUGUAGUGCUAGAAAUGUGUUCUACAUUACACCCGGAGGUAUGGUCCAGUUUCAAGAACUGUUACAGAGCUUGAGGAGAACAAAGUCAUGCCGUAAAGAGCUCUGGCAGAGGAUCAUGAAUGGGUUAGCGACGCCUGUAAGCUUAUGACGGAUGUGUGCAGUAGAACAGUGUUAGGAUUUUGUAAAUGCUUUGUAAACAUGCUGCUAGAUGUAUUUAUUGGGUAAUAUGUUGGCCAUGUAGGAUUAUAAUUGUGAGAUUUGGCAAUCACAAAAGGUUGCUUGUAUUACAAGUAGAAUUAUGGGGUAUGAUUGUUUGAAAUUGGUUGAUUACUUUUAAGGAACCAACGAAAUAUUGUUAAUUAGCUAGAAUGAUGAAUAAUGUUUGAUGUAAAGAGGUCAAAAAUGUGUUUUAUGAAAUGUAGAGAGAAGUGAUGUAGGCUUCCCUCAAGAAUGAAUAGUUUCAGAAAGCAGGUGUUCCUCGUAUGCAUAAAUUCUUAACAAGACUAAAUGUUUUUGGGAAACAAAAUUACUUUGUAUUUUGUUUAAUGUUCCUGUCAACAUCAUUAUGGUAUAAUUGCUUAUUCAAAGAUAAAAAAUAAAUUGAGUGGGAAUAAAUUUUUAAGUAUAAAUGUAACUUGCUAGAUGAGGCAUUCAUAUAAGCUCAAACAAGUUCAGUUGCUGCAGGGAAUAUGCCAUUUAUUUGUUCUGUGGACUUGGCAUAGGUACUAUACUAUCAGAUUUUUUUUAACCAGAUUGUCACAAAAUUAAGUUACAGUGUAAUGAAUUGAGAUUAAAUCUUUGUGUUAGUAGUAACUAAACAUCCACUGAAGUAAUUAAAAUCUGAGUUUUAGUGAAAAUUAUUUUCCCAAAAUAUUCAAAAAUGCUGAAUAAGGGGGAAUUAAUCCUUAAUGAUUAAUUCUGAUGUUACUGUAAUAAUUGCAUUUCACAGUUCUGUAACUAUGUUUACUUUUUUGGUUUGCCAGUUGUAAGUAGAGAUGUCCCAGUUUGUCAAGUAUAAUUAACAGUCUUUCCUCCAAAGUGGAAUGGAUACAUCUGUUUGGGGCAAUCUAAAGAUACUAUUUUUGGUGACAGUGUGUCAGACUAAGUUCAAGGUUAUUUUCUUAGCAAAUACAAUAUCAUAUAUUUGCUUUAUUCCCAGUAAUAUCCAUAAAAGAGAUUCAAGAGAGAAAUGUAUUGAAGCAUGCCAUUGGAUAAUUUAUGAUGGUAGACCUUGAAAAGUGAAGGUCAUGUAUUGCCUUGCAAUACUCGGGUUCUUUCCUCUUAUACAGUGAAACACUGCUUGCUGAAGUGUUGAGGACUCCAGCAGUUAAUAUUCUUGCAUGCCAGUCAGGAUUUUCCCUUGUUUUUGCGGGUGCUGGAAAAAUUCAUCACACAUCCCAUGGAAAUUUAGGAAAAGUUAGGCAUGAAUAUGUAAAUUCAUAUGCUACUGUAAUAAAAUGUUGCUUGAAAGAAAAGCAUCUGGUUUGUUUUAUUUCUUCUGUCAAUUGAAGACUAAUGUAUGAAAGAAAAAGAAUCUAUCACUUGUUGAAGGGGCAGAUGGAAAUAUCUGGCUCUAGGGUAACAGUUUUGUGGUAACUCAGCAUUGCCUCGUUGUCACUGAAACAGUUACUGUCCAGCUAUUUCCAUCCGCAACUUCAACCAGUGAGAUUCUUAUAUGGUCCUUGUAUUUCUGAAGCUCAUUUGUAACCUGGGAAAACUAAAGUGAUAUGCGCACAUCUAGCAAGCUGGAAUGUUCAGUGUUUAACUGUAUUUACAUUCCUGAAUGAAAUUAUUUCAACAUAUAUGAUUUAAACAAUAUGACUGACAUGUUAUUGAUGAAUGCCAGUUACAUGUCUUUGAAAACCUAUGUAUCGUCACCACAUGAUAUGCAGGCCUAUAAUAUUGCCAAAAGUUAUCCAGUCAAUGAUUUUCUAUCAGAUAUAUAUAUUACAUAUAUUCUUUAUGACUGUGCCAUUGAUUUCACAUUUUUCCAAAAGUAUAUCUUUAUAUUUGGUUGUCAUGACUAAGUAUUUAUAUAUGUGCGAAGUUGUUUUCCACUAGAUAAUAGUUAUUAUACAGAGGGUUUGUGUAUGUAUAAUAACUGUGUAUAAAUGGACCCCUUGAAUAUGCAUGUAUGUAAUAUUUUUUGCAUUCCCAAUGACAAGCAUAUUAUGAUAAUGUCAUAAUUCUAUGUGUAGUAAUGUGACACUUCUAUGAAUGUAUUAUUAAUGUCAUAUUAUAAUUGAGUUUAUUUCUGAUUGAAAUGUCAUUAUUCUUUGAACAUGAAGUCUUUUUACUGCAGACCUUGACUUUUAAUGAGUAUCUGUUUUUAAUAUCUAAUGAAUGGGUGUUAAACUAGCAAUAAGUUAAUUUGAAGUUUUGAGUGGAUUUUUUUUAUACUUUUUUUUAAAAAAAAUUCAAAAUUCUAGCAGUUUUUAUUUAGAGUUAAGAUUUUUAUCAUUUUAGUAUGUAGUUAUUGAAAUGUUUUUUCAGGGAUACGUUUUUCAUAGAGGUUGAGAUUUUAUCACUGUUUUUUCUUCCUCUUCAUAUUUAAAGAGGCCAUUUUGACAACGAAACUAAAUUUUCUGUUGUAUUUCUUUGUCAAAUGGCUUGUUCAUGUUUGCAUAUAACUUGCCUUGGUACAUGCAUAUUUGGGGAAAUAUGUUGUAAAAAUACUGCAUUCACUCUCAUUAGUACACAGAUAUUAUGAUUGAGUUCAUUUGUCUACCACUUCUUGUUUUUGUGGGGAGGGGUGGGGGAAGUUGGCUUGCACUAAUACAAAGCUGAGUUUUUGUGAGACAGAAAACCUUGGCUAACAGCUAUUACAUACCACAGAUGUUAAAUGUAAUACAUUGGAGAUAAUUAAAGCAUGUUAUUAUUGAAAACUGAUAAAAGUUGUAAAGUUCUGUUUUAAAUGUUGAUGAUUAUAAAAAAAAUAUUAUGCUAACAUUAGGAAUGCUUUCUAAAAUUAGCCUGGUACCCUAAAAAAUUAUUGUAUUCUUUUAUACCAUAUAUCAGUGUUUUUUGUGCUUAUCUAAUUUUUGCAAUUAAAAUUGCCAAAAUUUGAUCUGUGAAAAAUUAGUACAAUAAAUAAAAAUGUUCAGUUAUCACGUAAUUUCACUUUAUCUGUUGAUGUUCGCAGUGAUAGAGACAAUGAUUAUACUGUAGGCAUUAUUCUUCUCUUUUCCCCUUGUCUUUCUUUUACAUUGUCAUAAAUCACAAGACCGUUACCUUUAGCCUGCUGGCAGCAAGUGAUUCUGCCUUUGCAACCAGUGUAGAUCAUGGUCAGCCUGCACAUCCAUGCAGUCCGAUCAUGAUCUGUACUGUUUGCUAUUCAGUCAGUAAAUUUUCAGUGAACACCCCUUCGAAAAAUAAAUGGUAUUGCGCAAAUUGAAUGAUGGACCAGUCCAUUUUAGAAAAAUAGCAGGGUAAGAGGUAAUAACUGAGAAUAAACUCGGAAAGUAAAUUUUACUGGAAAUUAUUAAUGAUAAAUAAUCCUACCAAGCAUGGGUAUGAUGGGAUAUCUGGAACAAUUUUGACUAUUGCUCAUACAUAUAGCCUGUAAACAUACAUGUGUACGUCAACAUUGUGUAUGGUAAAUUUGUCUCUCUAUAAAUAGUUUCGGAAAUAGCAACAUGGCAAUGAUAUGCUACAUCAAUUUUUAUUAAACAGUAAUGCGAAGAAAAUUCAGGUAUUGCAAUUUCAUUUACAUUAAAUUCAUUGAAAUUACAUUGGGAUCCAAAUUAUAAAAUGUGAUAAACAUGCAAAAAUACUGAUGUAUGUUAUUUCUAAAGGAAUUGACCUGUUGUUAUAGGUAUUGUGUGACUGUGUAAAUCAUUCCGCUGUGUAGACUUUAUUGAAUGUUAUUGUGGUAUAAAUGCCAGUAAUAUAGUUACGAAAUAUGUGUGUCAUUUCUUGAUACAUUUAAUUCUCUCUUUUUUUCAUUUUUGCAUUUAGAUACAUGUAUAAUAUAAAAUUGCAAAUCAAAACUAAUGAAGUAUAUAUGUAUAGAUGUACAUUACAAUUAUUUUCGAAGUAUUGUAAAUACACAAGCAUAAGUCGAUUUUGUAAUUACAAAGAAGGCAACUGUAAUAUCACAUACCUUCUUGCAGCCAAAGUUUCCCGAAAUUUAAUAACUGUAAAAUAAUGCAAUGUUUAUUCCUCACCUAAGCCAUAAAUUUAACCAAGGACUUGGGUUUGCAAAAGUAACAAAAACAUGAAAUUAGCAGAAUCUAGUCACUCCCAUUUAUUUGUCAUUUUACAGUUCUUAGAAUUUAUAGCAUAGUCUUAAUGAUGACAUUGACAAAAAGUGUGGUAAAAAAAGUCAUAUGACUGGAUGGCCCAAUGACCUCAGUGGCUUUAAAACAGCUACAUAGCGGUCAUGAGCUCCACCCUAAUGUGAUGGGAAUAUUCCUGUUUGACAUAAGGCAGCAGACCUGUGGACAUUUGUUCUUGAAUUUUCAUUGGUGUUGGGAAUGUGCCACUAAUAGCUGGUACAAAAUUCAGAAACUUUUGAAAUGGACUUUAGGUAUAUAACUGUAAUAAUUACCACCUUUGACAAAGCUUGCAGUCAUUUGGUUGUCAAAAUACUAUUAUUAAGAAGAGUUAGGUUUAGAAAACUCCAAAAUUUUGGUAAAUUCUAAACAGGCAUCAAUUCACAAUGGCGUUAAACUAAAAAAAUAAACUGUACACUAUGACCAGUUGUCAAGGUCAGCUUGUGCCUGAGUAUUUAUAGUAUUUGAAUAGUAUUUUCCAAAUAUUUUGUCUUGUAUUAUUUUUUCGGUUUGUAAACAGGAACUGAACAUGCAUUGGAUAUGAAGGAGAGAUUUAUUCAGUCGAAUUGUACAAGUUAGCUGAUCUAAUUAAGUUGUAACAUGUCUUUAACCUUUAGCCUGCUGGUGGCAAGUGAUUAUGCCUUUGCGCCCAGUGCAGACCAAGAUCAGCUUGCACAGGUCUGCACUGUUCGCUAUUCAGUCAGUAAAUGUUUAGUGAACACCCCUUUGAAUAACAAAUGGUACUGCCCAGAUUGAGUCACAGACCAGUCCAUUCUAGAAAUUUAGCAGGGUAAAGGUUAAGCUUUUACAACAAAAUGCAGCAUAUUUAUUAGAUGAAAACAAUGAAUGAAGGGAUCAGUCUGAAGGAAAUAUUAAUUGAAGAUAUUGUUUAGCACUUGUAAAUUACUGAUACUUAUUUCUUUUACAUUCACUAGUGAUGCAAUACUUUAAAAUUGAUUUAUUUCACAUUGCUGAUCUUCAAAUCAAAUCAAAUGAUUAUGCAUCUUGUGAGUCAUUACUGCUUGACAUGGAGUGACCAGUACAACAGAAAUCAGAAUUCUAGAAUUAUGUAUGAAAAGUAUUGUGUAAUAAUAAAUAAAACUAGAAUUACACAGGAUGACGACAGAUUAUACAGGGAAUGAUAAUGUACUCUAUGAAUGUAAUAUAUGCAAGUGAUACUGCUCUUAAAUUGCAAUAUACAACAUUUUCUAUUGUGCAUUCGUAAGUUAACAGCCACUAUUUACCAGUAAUACAUGGUUUCUGAUUUUUGGUAAGUAAUGAUUGGAUAUUUUACAUUGCUUGUAUUUAUAAGUGCUGUGUAAUAUUGUACAGAAAAAGUGGCUUGCUGAAUAGAACCUAAAAAAAAUUGAGAUGUUCCUUAAAUUAGAGCUUUCUGUGUUACCAUCAUACAGUUGGCUGUCUCUUUGUUAUGAAUUUGUUAUUUCUGUGUUAUCACAGUAGCACUGUAAAGUUGAAAGAAGAAUAUACAAAUAGACAUUAUUGUGGGAUAAAUGUUCCUUGUUUAACAUUUGAGUAUUUGUCAGAAUCCUUGUUUUGUAUCAUUUUCUUAUUGCCCAUGCACUAACUGUAUUAGUAUGCACUUUAGAAUUUGUAGAUCUCAAUGUGUACAUGGGAAAGCCCUCAUUGGACUUCAUACAGGAGGUCAAGUUUCUGUGUUUAGGGAAUAGUUGAGGACAUUCAAGGAAUGAAAUUUUUGUGUGAUUUGUUUAAUUUAGUCUUCUUUAAAAACAGCUGUGAAAUGAUAUAGUAAUGAAAAACAUCUACAUUGUAAUUCAGGAUUGAUGUUAUUUAAAACAGAUUUUGUUUUCCAUUCAUUUUCUUUUGAAGCAUAUGUUGGUUUUGUUAAAAGUCUAACAAUAUAGCAAUUUAAAGCUAUGUGCAGGCAUUUUAUGAAAUAACUCAAGGAAAAUACUUAUUCUCUUCUACUCAGUCAGUUAAGGGAAACAGAUGUUGUUUUAUCAAAUUAGAUGUUGAUAUAAUUAUUGCUCUACAUGAAAUGAAAAGUAUCUGUUCAAGAAAAAAAAAAGAGAAAAAGUAAAAAAAAAAUGGAAGCUGUAUGACUUUGUGAAGUCCUGAAAAUGUAACAGAUAAUCCAGUGAAGAAACUGACUGUGAAAUUCUAUUUGUCUCAUUUUGUGGUAGAGCUAAGUAAAGUUUAAAAAGGAAAGUGGAAUAUGGUAUUUUAUAGCCAUUUUCAGGCUUUUUUUCCUUCCGGGGCUUGUGUAGGUCAGGUUAGCAAAAUCAUGAACAUUGGGCAUGCACAAUGUUAAAGUUAGUAAUAAUCUUUUUUUAAGGACUGUGUCAAAAAAUCUGAGAAAUAUCAUAACAAUGAAUUUAGGAAAAUUUAAAUAUUUGUCCACUAUUUCACCUUUGUAACCUUGUAGAAAUUUAUUUUUAACCAGAUAUUUUACUCAAACUGAAUGUUUUUGUAAGUUGGUGAAAACGUUGCUACAUAUUGAGAAUUCCAGACUACUUAUUAUUUUCUCUUUUUAUACGCCCGAAGGGACAUAUUAUGUUAUACCCCCGGUGUCCGUCCGUCUGUCAGUCCGUCCGUUAGCAAUUUCGUGUCUGCUCUGUAACUCUUGAACCCCUUGAAGGAUUUUAAAGAAAUUUGACAAAAAUGUUCACCACAUCGAGACGACGCGCAGAGCACAUGUUUUAGAUGUCUCGCUUCAAGGUCAAGAUAACACUUAGGGGUCAAAGGUCAUAUCAGUUUGUUCUGUGUCCGCUCUUGAACGGCUUGAAGGAUUUCAGAGAAACUUGGCACAAAUGUUCACCACACCGAGACUACGUGCAGAGCGCAUAUUUUGGAUGACUGUCUUCAAGAUCAAGGUCACACUUAGGGGUCAAAGGUCAUAUCAUUUUUUUUCGUGUCUGCACUGUAACUCUUGAACUGCUUGAAGGAUUUCAAAGAAACUUGGCACAAAUGUUCACCACACCGAGACGACGUGCAGAGCACAUGUUUUGGAUGACUCGUUCAAGGUCAAGGUCACACUUAGGGGUCAAAGGUCAUUAUAUGACUGCUUUGUGUAUAUUGCUCUGCAUUGCAGUGCUCUUGUUUUUAUUUGGCAGAUCCCUUUUUUGUUCACUCACAAUAAUUUUUUUUAAAAUAUUUUGAAUUACUUCCCUUUUAUGUUACUAUAAAUAGCUUAUUUUGAAACUUUUUUAUUUUUGGCCGUAGGGAAAAAGCGAGACCACUUUUCUGUAGUACAACAUGCAUGGUACCUCCAAUUUUAGGUGUAUUUUGACAGAUCUGUACCUGGUGAGGAUUUUUUUAUGGACUUAGAAUUUUUUUUGGAAUUUCUUCCCUUAAAUUUGUUGUUCCUGUGCUUUGGGCUUCAACAGUCAAGUUCUUUAAAUUUCACUCCCAUCCUCUGAUGUAACCCUUCGGGCGUAUAUUGCCCUGCUUGGCCGAGCUCUUGUCUUUUUUAUCUGAUGUGACACUUCACAGGGAAUUACUUCUUUUAACUAAGACAACUUUGUGUUAAAUGUCUUCAGAUAUUUCGACUCCUGAGAAAUCUGAUCUUUCCAUUGAAAGGUUACUGGUAUUGCUUAAUAGUAGUUAGUAACAAGUACUUACUGAGACAUCUGUCUGACAGACUUCUAAAGUAAAUAGUAAAAAGAAAAGCGGCCUGAUAAGUACAGAAAACUUAGCUCUAUGUCUUUAAUAUAUUUGUCUCUGCAAUUAAGAUUUACUUUUGUUGAAAUAAUAUUAUUUGGGAAAAGUUCAUUUUUGUUUUAAUUACAUUCACUGUUUAAGUGAAAACUUCCACUGUUUGGUAAUACACUUCACUCCAUUCAUAUCAUAUGAAAUGUGUACAUGUUAUAAAAUACAAAAAUGUAUGUACUUUCAAAAAUACAUAUUUACAUUUAGAAACAAGAUUAGUAUCUUACUAUUCAUCUUUUUUGCAUAAUUUCAUUAGAUAACACAGCAGUGAUUGAAUAUUAUUACAUGUGUUUUCUAUUUUCUAAUCAGGAAUCAGAUGUUUCAUUUUUUCAAUGAAUUUAAAUGUAUAUUUGAACUGGAGUUGACUGUUAAUAAAUAAGGAUGGAAACAGUUUUUGUUUGCCUAGGAAUAUAUAUUCGUACUCCCAUAUAGGGAAAUAUUUGGAAUUUUAGAAAAAUACAGAAAUUUUAUUUUGAAAGAAAGAAGUUUUUAAAUCUGUUUUUGAAAUCUAUAAAAACAGUUGUUGUUUUUUAUUUGAAAAAAGAAUAUGUGUGGUCAGAUUUCAUUUGCAUUUUAUACCCUUUUGAUUGUUUUAUAGAAACUGACACAGAUGAAAGGUACUUUACAAGAAAGUUUCUACAUAGUAAUAUCCAGUUACGGCAUGUGGUUAUGUAGAAUGCGCCACAAUAUCCAGUUACGGCAUGUGGUUAUGUAGAAUGUGCCACAAAAUAUUUGACAUUUGCUCCUUGGUCUUUUAAUUCUUCAGUUGUUAAUUUAAACAUGUAUGCAGUUUUUCCGUGUAGUACAUGCACACAGAUAUACAUCUUGUUAAGCCAUAAAGUUGUAUGUCAGAAAUUCAAGUCAUUUUUCACUCAGGAUUAAAAUUGAGAAUUUUACUAAAACCUAUAUAAUUAGGCAUUGUGUAUAUACCUGCAUUAAUUCAUUUUAAUUAGAAGAAAAUUCAUGUUGAUCAUGCUAAACGUCCACAACAUAACAAAAAAAGAGGUUUAGUUGAUAUGAAUGAUUGUCAGUACCUUAUAUAACCUGAAUAUCUGCCCUCGACCAAAGUUUGAAAUCUAUUUAACGAUGUCCUUUAUGCGUCUUUCACUAAAAUAGUUUCUAGAAAAAUCCUUGUCAGUGAAUGUAAAUUGAUAUAAUAUAUAAACUGUUUGUAGAGUUACAUUCACAAUUAAGUAUCAUGUAUAGUGGUCAUUUGUGAAAAAAUCUUCCAGGUUUUUUUAGUGAUAGUACACGUUCGUACUGUGCUUAGCUAUACAUGUAUUAGGUGUGUACUAUUUCAAGCCACACAAACAUAAAUUUAUUUUUACAAAGAAACAGUGAACUAAUUGUUCCUAUUCUCUAAUAUGAGUUUGUGUCUAAUAAAUCUUUGUCCUUUUCAUUCAGGAUUUCUUCAGUGUCAGUCUGUUCCCAGUAAUGUUUUGGUUUUAAAAACAAAUAUUAUAAAAAAAAUUCAAAUGUUCAGACUUGUGGCAAAAUUGAAUUGAUCUGGAGUACUUGUGGCUUUUUUAGUUCUGUUUAAACCUUUUUUUCUUAUUUUCAAACAGAUAUGAGUUAGAAAUUGUUGUUUAAAGUCACAGAAAAAUCAUAUGAACCAUAUCAGUGACUGUAAAUAUAUAUGUUUUUAAACUCAGUAACUUAAUUUUGUUUUUGUUCGGAUAAUAAAUUCUAUGUACGUGUAAUAAAGUUUCAUUAAAUAAUAGCUGUAUUUUCAUUCUGCUAAGCUCCACAAGUAAGUUUUCGUUUUCUCUGUCAAAACAUUUUGCUUUAAACAGUUUAGAAAGGAAUAAAGUCAAAACUUGAACAAAAAAUGGAAUCUUUUCUUGAUGUUUUUUUUUCCAUUGGCUGAUCAUUCAAAGUUGGAUGAUUUUAAUUUUUAGCUCGACUAUUCAAAGAAUAGUCUAGCUAUUCUACUCACCCUGGCGUUGGCGUUGGCGUCACACCUUGGUUAAGUUUUUGCAUGCAAGUACAUACAGCCAUCAAUUAAAGGCAUAUAGCUUUGAAACUUACUUUUUCGUUUUCUAGGUCAAUUACCAACCUCUCUGGGUCAAGUCCCAUAACUCUGACAUGUAUUUUGAGCAAAUUAUGCCCCCUUUUGGACUUUGAAAAUUUUGGUUAAAGUUUUACAUGCAAGUUACUAUCUCCAAAACUAAUGCAGAUAUUGAUUUGAAACUUCACAUGUGUCUUCGGGGUUAUAAAACUAGUUGAUAACAACAAGUCCCAUAACUCUGACCUUCAUUUUGGCCAAAUUAUGCCCCCUUUUGGACUUAGAAAAUUCUGGUUAAAGUUUUGCGUGCAAGUACAUACAGCUAUUUUUAAAAGGCAUAUAGAUUUGAAACUUAUUUUUUCGUUUUCUAGAUCAAUUACCAACCUUACUGGGUCAAGUCCCAUAACUCUGACAUGUAUUUUGAGCAAAUUAUGCCCCCUUUUGGACUUAGAAAAUUUUGGUUAAAGUUUUACAUGCAAGUUACUAUCUCCAAAACUAAUGCAGAUAUUGAUUUGAAACUUCACAUGUGUCUUCGGGGUUAUAAAACUAGUUGAUAGCAGCAAGUCCCAUAACUCUGACCUUCAUUUUGGCCAAAUUAUGCCCCCUUUUGGGCUUAGCAAAUUCUGGUUGAAAUUUUGCGUGCAAGUACAUACAGCUAUUUUUAAAAGGCAUAUAGAUUUGAAACUUAUUUUUUAUGCCCCCGAAGGGAGGCAUAUAGUUUUUGAACCGUCUGUCGGUUUGUCAGUCUGUCCGCAAUUUUCGUGUCCGGUCCAUAUCUUUGUCAUCGAUGGAUGGAUUUUCAAAUAACUUGGCAUGAAUGUGUACCACAGUAAGACGAAGUGUCGCACGCAAGACCCAGGUCCGUAGUUCAAAGGUCAAGGUCACAGACGUUAAAGGUCAUUUUUCAUAUAGUGCAUUCGUGUCCGGUCCAUAUCUUUGUCAUCCAUGGAUGGAUUUUCAAAUAACUUGGCAUGAAUGUGUACCACAGUAAGACGACGUGUCGCGCGCAAGACCCAGGUCCGUAGCUCAAAGGUCAAGGUCACACUUAGACGUUAAAGGUCAUUUUUCAUGAUAGUGCAUUCGUGUCCGGUCCAUAUCUUUGUCAUCCAUGGAUGGAUUUUCAAAUAACUUGGCAUGAAUGUGUACCACAGUAAGACGACGUGUCGCACACAAGACCCAGGUCCGUAGCUCAAAGGUCAAGGUCACACUUAGACGUUAAAGGUCAUAUUUCAUGAUAGUGCAUUGAUGGGCGUGUCCGGUCCAUAUCUUUGUCAUUCAUGCAUGGAUUUUAAAAUUAUUGGGCAUGAAUGUGUACCACAGUAAGACGACGUGUCGCGCGCAAGACCCAGGUCCGUAGGUCAAAGGUCCUAAACUCUAACAUCGGCCAUAACUAUUCAUUCAAAGUGCCAUUGGGGGCAUGUGUCAUCCUAUGGAGACAGCUCUUGUUCUUUUUCUAGAUCAAUUACUAACCUCACUGGAUCAAGUCCCAUAACUCUUACAUGUAUUUUGAGCAAAUUAUUCCCCUUUUUGGACUUAGAAAAUCCUGGUUAAAGUUUUGCGUGCAAGUACGUACAGCAAUUACAAAAAGGCAUAUAGAUUUGAAACUUUUUUUUUUCUAGAUCAAUAACCAACCUCACUGGGUCAAGUCCCAUAACUCUGGCAUGUAUUUUGGGCAAAUUAUGCCCCCUUUUGGACUUUGAAAAUUCUGGUUAAAGUUUUACAUGCGAGUUUCUAUCUCCAAAACUAAUGCAGAUAUUGAAUUGAAACUUCACGUGCCUUGGGGGUUAUAAAACUAGUUGAUAGCAGCAAGUCCCAUAACUGAUAUGCAUUUUGGUCAAAUUAUGCCUCGUUUUGAACUUAAAAUUCUUUUGAUAUUUAACCUUUUUGGGUAAUAUUUUCCCGCUUCCGGGACAAUAUUUCAAAUAGUCGAGCUUGGCUGUCUUACGGACAGCUCUUGUUUAUGAACAGUUUUGUAAUUCAUAGGCUUUUGUGGCAUUUGAGCUGGGUUUAAUGCAGCACAGGCUUAAUAUUUUACUUACCCAUUUCAAAAUUUAAUGUUUUACCAUAAGACACCUUGAAUGGUGUUUUUGUUUCUUUCAUUCUGCUACUUUUAUACAUAUCAUACAAGUUAGAUGUCAUUUUCAGUACAUGUUAAUUUAACUUGUACAAAAUUAGACAAGCUGACAUGAAAAUCUAGCUAUUUAUUUACAUGUUGCUGUUUCUGUAUCUGUAUUUAAUAACAAAUUGCAUUCAGUUAUGCAAAGCAAAAAAAAGAAUAAACAGUGGAAAAAAAUCUGUUAGAAAAUAUGCAAAAUAACUAACUUAAAGAUAUUUAUGAUUUAUGUAAUUAUGUAUUUUCGCAGUUUCUUUGGUUAUCGUACAUGUGUCCAAUGUUUCCAAGAACAGGUAUCUUCAGACCUAUUUGGUAUUGAUGGAUUAUUUUUGUCAAACUAUUGAAAUAAACCUUGUCAAAACUCUGA